AUGCUUUUUAAAUUUGAAUCUAAAGAUAAAGAAUACAAUAAUAGUUUUGAGCCUAAAGAAGUGGACAGGCAUCACUUGGGCUAUGAAGAUACUUCUAAUCGAUUUUACCAGGUUUCUCGAGACUUUUCGAAACAAUAUGCUCAUAUUUAUUCUGCCAGAUUAAAUACCUUUAGAAAUAUUUUAAAGCCUAUAGUAUCCAAAAAGUGGUCUAACAAAUAUAAAGUUUUAAAAUUAUGCGACUUGCAUGAUAAAGGAUCAACAUGCAUUAUUAUAGGCACCCUUUUUAAAAUUCAAAAACUAAAACCGAGUAUACUAAAAGAGUUAUCAGAUCAACUAGAAAUCAUACCCCAGCCUACCAGAACACAUUUUGUCCAUGAUACAGAUAGCUUAGUAUUAGAAGAUGAGUUGCAAAGAAUAAAAUUAUCAGGUGACUGCAUAAAUGUUCAUGAAGUUGUAACUGGAGUGGUAACUGCUUUACUUGGAAGUGAAGAUGAAGAUGGAAUAUUUACUGUUAAAGAUGUAUGUUGGGCUGGUUGCAACAUUCAGAAACCUAUGCCAAAAUUAGAAAAUGAUAGGUACAUUGUUCUCAUGUCGGGUCUAAAUUUGGCAUCAAAAUCUGGAAAUCAUUUGUUUUCAUUAAAUCUCUUUCUUGAGUGGUUAUCAGGAUUUUGUGGUACAUCACAAUAUCAGGAAGAAGUUUCUAAAAUUGUCAGGGUCAUUAUAGCAGGGGGAGUUUAUGCAAAUAACAACGCUGAAAGGACACUUGAGGAGUCAGAUGUGAUAGCUGCUUCUGAAGUUGUAGAUUCAUUCUCUGCUGCUCUUAGUGCUGUUGCUCCAUUAGAUCUUAUGCCUGGUUGCAAGGAUCCUUCUGGAAUUAUGCUACCACAAAAACCGUUUCACUAUUGUUUGUUCCCAAAAGCUAUAGAGUAUAAAUCUUUCAAUCGUGUUUCAAAUCCAUAUGAGUGUGAUAUUGGAGGUUUUACAUGUUUAGGAACGUCUGGUGAGCCUAUUAAAGAUAUUAUGCAUUACAGCAAGCUAGAGAGACACAUAGAUGUAAUGAAGAAAACCUUACAAUGGCGUCACAUAGCACCAACUUGCCCAGACAGUGUCCCAUCCACGCCAUGUUUAGAUUCAGAUCCUUUUACAAUUUAUAAUUGCCCUGCAGUAUACUUCAGUGGUAACUGCAAUGAAUUUGCCACAGAUCUUUACAAAGGAGAGGAUGGACAAUUGGUCAGGAUAGUGUGCAUUCCAGAUUUCUACAACAGUAAAACUGUAGCAUUAUUUUCUAAACGUUUUGCACACCUGCGUGUGCCUUCAAAAGAUAAUAAAAAUGCUUGCCAACAUGGCGCCUUCAACGGAGACCUUUGUCCCUCGACCACUAUCAUCAUCAUUAACGGACUUCGACCGAUCCCGAUUUCUAUUUACUUCUGUGAG
Molecule: messenger RNA, 1434 nt
Organism: Brenthis ino (lesser marbled fritillary)
Lineage: Eukaryota; Metazoa; Arthropoda; Insecta; Lepidoptera; Nymphalidae
Source: the annotation of a GenBank genome assembly